This is a messenger RNA of Nerophis lumbriciformis (worm pipefish), 1617 nucleotides long. The record is from RefSeq and is a predicted model, not a curated record. NCBI's taxonomy places the organism in Eukaryota, Metazoa, Chordata, Actinopteri, Syngnathiformes, Syngnathidae.
AUGUACGCCAGCAGGGAAUUCGACCAGCAACUUGAUGUCAGCCAAGCUCAUUAUUCUGAGCGCGAGGAGUCUGCAUGUACCAAAGAGGAGGAGGAAGAGUCCCAAUAUGUCAAGGAGGAGGAGGAGGAGUUCUUAUACAUUAAAGGCCUCCAAAAUUAUCGUGGUCCUGAGGAAAUUAAACAAGAGGAGCCAGAGCCCCCUACACAGCAAGAGAGAAAAGAGCAUCUUCCGAUCAAAAAGGAGGAGGAAGAGCUGCCAUACGUUAAUGAGGAGGAACAUGUCAGCAGGUCUACUAGUGAGUCCUUGGAAAGUGAAAAUGGUCUGAGUGAGACCAGCAGAAGUGUGUUUCCUCCAAGCAGCAGUAACAGCAGCUCAACUGAAGGAUUUCAAGCCGACAGUUUCAUUGCCCUACCAUCAGUUAGCAAAGACGCCACCUCAAACUCGCCGUACAAUGACCAUGAUGAUGGUCAUAAGAAAGCUCACAGUGACAACGAAAUCUGCAAAUGUUCUCAUUGUGGGAAAACCUUUGGAAUUUGUGGUCAAGAGUUUGCUGCAAGAAGAUUCAGUCACAGGAACAGCUUACAAAUACACACAAGGACCCACACUGGAGAAAAACCUUUUUCCUGCUCAGUUUGCGGUCAAAGCUUCAAUAGUGGGGCAGGCUUAAGGAGUCACAGAAGGACACACAGUGGAGAAAAACCUUAUCCCUGUUCAGUUUGUGGUCAAAGGUUCACUCACAAGAACAACUUAAAAAUGCACACAAGAAUACACACUGGUGAAAAACCUUUUCGCUGCUCAGUUUGUGAGCAAAGAUUCACUCACAAGAUGACCUUAGAUAAACACACAAGAACACACACUGGAGAAAAACCGUUUUCCUGCUUAAUUUGUGAUCAACGCUUUGCUCAAAGGCAACACUUAAAAACACACGCAAGAACUCACACUGGAGAAAAGCCAUUUUCCUGCUCGGUUUGUUGUCAAGGAUUCACUCAAAGGCAACACUUAAAAACACACAUAAGAACCCACACUGGAAAAAAACCCUUUUCCUGCUCAGUUUGUGGCAGGAGCUUUAGGCACAAAAGUACCUUACAAAUGCACACGAGAACCCACACUGGAGAAAAACCUUUUUCCUGCUCGGUUUGCAAUCAAAGUUUCACUCAAAAGCAAAGCUUAAUUAUUCAUAAAAGAAUCCACACUGGAGAAAAACCAUUUUCCUGCUCAGUUUGUGGUCAAGCGUUUUCUACAAAGCAAUACUUAAAAAGGCACUCAAGAACCCACACUGGCGAAAAACCUUUUUCCUGUUCAGUUUGUGGUCAAAGUUUCGCUCACAAUGAAACCUUAAAAACACACAUUAGAACUCACACUGGAGAAAAACCUUUUCCCUGCUCAAUUUGUGGCCAAGGGUUCACGCAAAUGGCACACUUAAAAGCACACGCAAGAACCCACACUGGAGAAAAACCCUUUUCUUGCUCAGUUUGUGGUCAAGGGUUUACUCAAAGUCAACACUUAAAAUCACACAGAAGAACCCACUCUGGAGAAAAACCCUUUUCCUGCUCAGUUUGUGGCCAAAAAUUCACUCGGAAGGAUGGAGCUGUAGCACAUGUGUGUGUUGGUAUUUGA